AUGAGGCUGUGGGGCUGGCUGCUGGCGGUGCUGGGGGGGGGCCUGUGCCAGAACCCCGAGCCCCCGCAUGGCUGCUCCAUGGGCAGCUGCCACCCAGUCACCGGGGACCUGCUUGUGGGCCGAGCGGAGCGGCUGAAAGCCUCCUCCACAUGCGGGCUGCAGGGACCCCAGCCCUACUGCAUCGUCAGCCACCUGCAGGAGGAGAAGAAGUGCUUUGUGUGCGACUCGCGCCGGCCCUACUCCCCCCUGGCCAACCCCGUCAGCCACCGCAUCGAGAACGCCGUCCCCUCCUUCCUCCCCCACCGCAGGAAGGCCUGGUGGCAGUCGGAGAACGGAGUGGAGCACGUCACCAUCCGCCUGGACCUGGAGGCCGAGUUCCACUUCACCCACCUCAUCAUGACCUUCAAGACCUUCCGCCCGGCGGCCAUGCUGGUCGAGCGCUCGGCGGAUUUCGGCCGCACCUGGCAGGUUUAUCGCUACUUCGCCUAUGACUGCACCUCGGCCUUCCCCAGCGCUGCCCCCGCGCCCCUGCGCAGGGUGGACGAUGUCAUCUGCGAGUCCCGCUACUCGGACAUUGAGCCGUCCAGCGAGGGGGAGGUCAUCUACCGAGUCCUGGACCCAGCCAUCCCCAUCCGAGACCCCUACAGCCCGGCCAUCCAGGAUCUGCUGCGCGUCACCAACCUGCGGGUGAACCUGACCCGGCUGCACACGCUGGGCGACAACCUGCUGGACUCGCGGCGGGAGAUCCAGGAGAAGUAUUACUACGCCCUCUACGAGCUGGUGCUACGCGGGAGCUGCUUCUGCUACGGCCACGCCUCCGAGUGCGCGCCCGCCCCCGGCGCCCAGGCCAACGUGGAGGGCAUGGUGCAUGGCAGGUGUGCCUGCAAACACAACACGCAGGGCCUGAACUGCGAGAAGUGCGACAGCUUCUACAACGACCUACCCUGGCGCCCGGCCGAGGGGCGCAGCACCAACGCCUGCAGGAGGUGUAACUGUAACCAGCACUCGCGCCGGUGCCACUUCGACAUGGCCGUGUACCUGGCCACGGGCAACACCAGCGGGGGCGUCUGUGACGACUGUCAGCACAACACCAUGGGCCGCAGCUGCCAGUUCUGCAAACCCUUCUACUACAGGGACCCCAGCCGGGACCUGCGGGACCCCGGGGCCUGCCGAGCCUGUGACUGUGACCCAGCCGGCGCCCUGGACGGCGGGAUCUGCGAUGCCCACGACGACCCGGCGCUGGGGCUCCUGGCCGGGCAGUGCCGCUGCAAGGAGCACACGCGGGGCCCACGCUGCGACCAGUGCCAGCCGGGGUUCUUUGGGCUCAGCGGGGACAACCCCCAGGGCUGCCAGCGCUGCCAGUGCCACCCCCAGGGGACAGUGUCAGACGGGACCCAGUGCGACCCCGUCAGUGGCAACUGCUUCUGCAAGCGCUUGGUGACCGGCCGAAGCUGUGACCAGUGCCUGCCCGAGCACUGGGCUCUCAGCCACGACCUGCUCGGCUGCCGCUCGUGUGACUGCGACGUGGGAGGUGCCCACAACAACCAGUGUGCCGCCGAGACGGGGCAGUGCCACUGCCGCAGCCACAUGGUGGGCCGGACGUGCAGCCAGGUGGAGCCCGGCUUCUACCUCUCCCGCCUGGACCACUGCACCUACGAGGCGGAAGAGGCCCGGCUGCGCCAGGGCGUGGUGGUGGAGCGGGCACAGCCCACGGACCGGCCAGCCACGUGGACGGGGGCAGGGUUUGCCCACGUGCCAGAGGGUGGGGCCGUGGAGUUCCUGAUCAGCGACGUGCCCGCCUCCAUGGAGUACGAUGUGGUGAUCCGCUACGAGCCCCAGCUCCCGGAGCCGUGGGAGGAGGUGAAGCUGUGGGUGCUGCGCCCCGGGCCCAUCCCCACCGGCAGCCCCUGUGGGAACACCAUCCCUGCUGACGACCGGCUGGCCACGGCGCUGCCGCCCAGGGCCAGGUACAUGCUCCUGCCCCAGCCCGUCUGCCUGGAGCGUGGCGUCAGCUACACCCUGCGCCUGGAGCUCACCCGCUACACGUCCCGCCAGGCGGUGCCCGGUGCCAGUGUCCUGCUCGACUCGCUGGUGCUGGUGCCGCGCUAUUCCUCCAUGGAGAUGUUCAUCGCGGGCGACGCAGGCGCCAUGGGGCGCAGGGAGGCCUUCGAGCGGUACCGCUGUGAUCAGCACGCUUGGGCCGUGGGCAAGGCGCCCACCAGCGACGUGUGCACCAGCCUGCUCACCAGCAUGUCGGCCAUCAUCCACGGGGGGGCGCUGCCCUGUCUGUGCGACCCCCAGGGCUCGCUGAGCGCUGAGUGCGAGCCCAAUGGGGGGCAGUGCCAGUGCAAGGCCAGCGUGACGGGGCGUCGCUGCCACCACUGCUCCCCGGGCACCUUUGGCUUUGGGCCCAGCGGAUGCCGAGCCUGCCAGUGCAACAGUGACGGGGCCCUGAGCAGCUUCUGCGACAGCUUCAGUGGGCAGUGCCCCUGCCGGCCGGGCGCCUUUGGGCCCCGCUGCGACCGCUGCCAGCCUGGCUCCUGGGGCUUCCCCCACUGCCAGCCCUGCCAGUGCAAUGGGCACUCGGAGGAGUGCGACCCACGGACCGGCAGCUGCCUGCACUGCCGCGACCACACGGAUGGCGACAGAUGCCAGAGAUGCGCAGCUGGCCACUAUGGGAACCCCACACUGGCCUCGGGGGAGCGCUGCCGGCCCUGCCCCUGCCCCGAUGGGCCCGGCAGCGCCCGCCACUUCGCCGCCUCCUGCCGCCAGGACAGCCGCUCCCGCCAGGUGAUCUGCAACUGCAACCCCGGCUACACAGGUCUGCGCUGCGAGGAGUGUGCCCCUGGUUACUACGGGAACCCCUCGCAGGCCGGCGGGCGCUGCCAGCCCUGCCAGUGCAACGGCAACAUUGACCUGCUGGACGCGGCGGCGUGUGAGCGGCGCUCGGGGCGCUGCCUGCGCUGCCUGCACCACACGGAGGGGGGGCACUGCCAGCUCUGCACGGCCGGCUACUACGGCGACGCCACCCGCCACAGCUGCCGGCGCUGCUCCUGUAACGUCCUGGGCACGGAGCGCAGCGAGUGCAGUGCACAGGAUGAGUGCCAGUGUGAUCGGCGCAGCGGGCAGUGCCAGUGCUUGCCCAGCGUCCAGGGGCAGAGCUGCGACCGCUGCGCCCCCAACUUCUGGAACCUGGCCAGUGGGAAGGGCUGUGAGCCCUGUGCCUGCCACCCCCAGCACUCGCUGGGCCCAGCCUGCAACCAGUUCACAGGGCAGUGCCCGUGCCAGCCGGGCUUCGGGGGCCGCACCUGCGCCGACUGCCAGGAGAACCACUGGGGCGAGCCCAGCCUACAGUGCCGAGCCUGUGACUGCGACGCCCGCGGGGUCAAGAGCUCCCAGUGCCACCGCGCCACCGGGCACUGCUCCUGCCGCCAGGGGGUGUCGGGCGUCCGCUGCGACCAGUGCGCCCGCGGCUUCUCUGGCGCCUUCCCCGACUGCCAGCCCUGCCCCCAGUGCUUCGGGGACUGGGACCGUGUGGUGCAGGACCUGGCUGCCCGCAUCCGGGGCCUGGCACUGCGUGCCAAACACAUCCAGCAGACGGGCGUCGCAGGCGCCUUCGAGAGGAACUUCCGCCAGCUGGAGGAGAAGCUGGGCACGGCCCGGGCCAUCGUGGACGCCCGCAACGCCACCGCGGCAGCUGUGACCCAGCUGCUGCGCACCAUGGAGGAGCUGCGGCAGCACAUCGGCGAAGCCACGGAGACGCUGACCCAGCUGGAGGGCGAGCUCACCACGGCACAGGACGAGAACUACAAUGCCAAGCGCGCCCUGGGCACCCUGGACCGCGGUGCCCGUGGCCUCAACCUCACCCUGCACGACCUGGCACGCCAGCUCCACCUGCUCAAGAACUCCAACUUCCUGGGUGCCUACGACAGCAUCCGCCAGUCCCACGCCCAGUCAUGGGCGGCUGAGCAUGAUGCCAAUGCCUCCAGCCUGGCGGUGCCCAGCGCUGUGAGUGACUCAGCUGCCACCCGGCGCCGCUCGGAGCAGCUGAUGGCACGGAGGAGAGACGACUUCAACCGCCAGAGUGCGGCCAAUCGGCGGGCACUGAGCGAGCUGGCCACCAGGGCCCAGACACUGCAGCUGCGGGAGAUCAACGAGAAGGUGUGUGGUGCCCCCGGGGAUGCCCCCUGCACCAGCAGCCCCUGCGGGGGGGCCAGCUGCCGGGACGAGGAUGGCAGGCGCCACUGCGGGGGCCUCAACUGCCAGGGGGCAGUGGCCACGGCCAGCAGCGCGCGGGAGCGGGCCCGGCACACCCAGGCCGAGCUGCACCAGGCCAUGGGUGAGGUGGAGGAGCUUUUCCACAAGGUGGCCGAGGCCAAGGUGAAGGCUGACUCGGCCCGGCGGAGGGCACAGGCGGCACUGGACAAGGCCAACGAGACCAGGGCGCGUGUGGACCGCUCCAACAUGGCUCUGCGCGAACUCAUCCACCAGAUCAAGAGCUUCCUGAGCCAGGAGGGGGCCGACCCUGACAGCAUUGAGGUGGUGGCUGGGCGGGUGCUGGCGCUCUCCAUCCCGGCCUCGCCCGACCAGAUCCGCCACCUGGCCGAGGAUAUCAAGGAGCGGGUCAGCAGCCUGGCCAACGUGGAUGCCAUCCUGGAGCAGACGGCAGGCGAUGUGCGCCGGGCGGAGCAGCUGCUGCAGGACGCCCGCAGGGCCAGGUCGCGGGCCGAGAGCGUGAAGAACGCGGCUGAAGUGGGGAGGCGGGCGCUGGAGGAUGCCAGGCGAGCCCAGAGCGCCGCUGAGAGCGCCAUCCGCAGUGCCAGCAAGGACAUCCGCCACACGGAGGGCACCCUGAGCACGAUCCAGCUGCAGGCGGCGAGCACAGAGCGCCAGCUGCAGGGCGCCAUGGAGCAGGUGGGGCGGCUGGACAGCCAGCUGGGCGCGCUGAAGAUGAAACGAGCCAAUAACAGCCUGGUGGCCACACGGGCCAAGGACACGGCCAGCACCGCGCACGCCCGGGCCGGGGAGGUCAAGCAGCUGGCAGAGGGGCGGCUGGAGGCCGGGUACCAGGCAGCGCAGGAGCUGGUGCAGAGUCAGGCGCGUGGCACGCUGCAGGCCAGGCACCGGGCGGAGCGGCUGCGUGAUGAGGCCAAGGCCCUCCUGCGGGAUGCUCAGGGCAAGCUGCAACGCCUGACAGCGCUGGAGGGGUCGUACCAGGAGAACGAGCGGGUGCUGGAGGAGAAGGCAGCCCAGCUAGACGGGCUGGAGGCCAAGGUGAAGGGCAUCGUGGGUGCCAUCAACCAGCAGAUCCAGAUCUACAACACCUGCCAGUGA
Messenger RNA from Emys orbicularis (European pond turtle), 5334 nucleotides. RefSeq names its product laminin subunit beta 2 (gene LAMB2). Lineage: Eukaryota; Metazoa; Chordata; Testudines; Emydidae. Bases 1 to 5334 code for a protein of 1777 amino acids. Gene Ontology annotation, biological process: animal organ morphogenesis; tissue development. The record is from RefSeq and is a predicted model, not a curated record. The transcript has 33 exons.